Molecule: messenger RNA, 492 nt
Organism: Bactrocera neohumeralis
Lineage: Eukaryota; Metazoa; Arthropoda; Insecta; Diptera; Tephritidae
Exons: 2
Coding region: 1-492 (163 amino acids)
Source: RefSeq, a predicted model, not a curated record
AUGGAUGUAGAUACGCCAGUUGCAAAUACGCCAACCGCUCGGGCGGUAACCAAUGUGCCACGCAACGGGCCUGCACCAGCGCCCCGAACGGUAGUUGCAACAGCAUCGGCUGCUGCUCCGGCAACCACGCCAGCACCUGUACCCGCGCCUCGUGGUGGCACCCGACCACCACCGAUCACAUCGAGGACUUCGGAGACCCGUCGGAUAAGCGGCAGCAAGUUGCCCAGGCCCACGGGUAUUGCCUCAACUGCCUGUCGCACACUCAUACGACUAGCGGAGUCAGGCUGUGCCAGUUGUCACCGCCGCACCACACGCCCGUCACGGGAAUUGCCUCAAUCGCGGCCGCCUCGACUUCCACCCGCUGAUCGUGUCAUACACCAGCGGAGUGGAACCUCGGUGCGGCGUCGACAGACUGGACCACCACCUAGCCGAUCCACGGGUCUGAGCAGCGUUGUGGCUACGCUGCAACAGCUGCAGCGCCUUUUAGGCUAA